UCUCUACUAAACAUACAUCUCUCUCUCCCCCUCCCUCUAUAGAAUACAACAUAUGAGAAGAUCGAGCAGAACUAGUCAUAUUCCAACAUCUUCAAUCUUUAAAUAGCUCUACUACACCUUGAUCAUCGAUCUCUUCCUCGAUAUCGAUUCCUCCAUGGACUCCAUCUUCCUCCUCAGCCCCGAAGCUCGCUCGCACAUUCUCCAUAACGCUGGGCGUGCUAUCGGUUGCGUGCAUUUGUGCGUGUGGUCAUACAUUCCAUACCCAUCCAAUUGUUUGAUGUGCACCGAUGGAUGGCUGAACGAGGAUGGGUCUCGGAGCUUGUUCGAUUUGUAUCGGGCAUCUUUUUCGAGUGUCGAAAGUGGUGUGCCUGGGUUAGCUUAUAAGGAAGGGAUACCUUAUAUUGAGCUAGCGGGUUCGGAUUUGAACAACUUGGCAUCCUCACAAAUUCAGAGGCAAUUCUACCAGGAAGCUGGAGUUAAGAAAGCAGUAUUUAUGGGAUGCAAGAAUGGAGAAAUCGAAUUAGGGAUGUCCAACAUGAGCAGUAUCAGCAUGCAACUGAUCCAACAACUCCUCAACGAAGACGUAAACCUCUCCCAAAUCCCUGCAGACCAAAAUCACCCGUCAUCGUCUUCAUCCUCUCUCCGGUCCCUAUCAGCCGUCAGCAGUCCUGAAUACUCCUCUCUUCUCCCAGUUCCAACGAUAUCAUAUACUCAUCGCCGAAAUGCCCAGUUCCCAACCGCCGCGACUGACGAGGCGGCGAUAAUGAGAGCAAUGCUCACCGUGAUCUCCUCCUCUGCUCCCUCCUCUUCUUGCUCCUCCUCCUCUUCAUGGACCAGGCCCGUGGGAGCGUUCAGGCCCUACGAUCACGGGCUAAUCAUCGGGCAGAACUACGGUGAGCCCAGGCCCGGAAUGGGAGGUCACAGGAUGAUUAAGACUUGCAUUGCUGUGCUGAGAAGGAUGAAUUUGAUGAGCGCUGAAGCGAGAAUGCAGGGGUCGAGGCCGCCGACGAGUAACCAGUUGCAUCAUAUGAUAUCAGAGCGCAAGAGGAGGGAGAAGCUUAAUGAGAGCUUUCACGCGCUUAGGAUGCUACUUCCUCCGGGGGCAAAGAAGGACAAGGCAUCCGUACUCUUCAAUACACGAGACUAUUUGAACAACUUAAAGUUGCAAGUUUCUGAGAUGGAGGAGAGGAACCGAAUGCUCGAGUCGCAACUUACGCGGGAAGACGAGAUCGAAGAAGACAAUGGCGCGAGUAAUGAGAGGGUAGAUGUUCAAAUUGCACGGGCACUCGAAUCUUCGUCGCUCGUGCAACGGGUGGCUCUCAGAAUAACGGUUAGGGUUGAAUGUGACAUGGCCGAUCUGCUUCUUCGUGCUCUUGAAUGUUUGAAGGAGAUGGGAGGUCUCACUCUUGUGUCAGUGAAUGCAAACACGUUUUCUCAACAGAUGGGUGUGUUUGCGAGAUUGAACAUUUCUCUACAAGUUGAGGCGAGCGACUGGGACGAGCAGGCGUUCAAGGAGGCCGUGACCAGAGCUGUGACUGACUUGAUUACGACGAGGCCAGAGGCCGGGAAUCGAUAGUUCAAGUGGGCCCACAAAUUAAACGGUGACUAAUAUUUCCUUACUUUUUUGGGUAAAUUGCAGACAGCACACCUCUCUUGCACGUACGUACGUCCAACGUCAUCGACAUUCAACUAUUUUCGCAGCAAGUAUCAUCCACGGAUUCACGUUUUGAGAAAUUAUAUUACUGAUGAUCCCCUCUUUUGACUUAUGAUGGAUGAUGAGUACGACUAAAAAUAUAGGCAAGAGAUCAUCACCUUAAAUGCUUGAUGUGAGCAGGGGGGGUCCACGAAGAUCAAGACUUUGCACGAGGGUGCAAGUUUUGUAAUGAUAUAUCUACCUUUUAAGGGUCUUGUUUUCUUCUUGAUAUAAAAAUAUGUGCUGUUUAUAUCAUUUAAGUUUUUUAGUUUUGAGUCUAGAGACGGCGGUUUUGACCGA
Molecule: messenger RNA, 1993 nt
Organism: Asparagus officinalis (garden asparagus)
Lineage: Eukaryota; Viridiplantae; Streptophyta; Magnoliopsida; Asparagales; Asparagaceae
Product: putative transcription factor bHLH041
Exons: 8
Coding region: 155-1576 (473 amino acids)
Molecular function (GO): protein dimerization activity
Source: RefSeq, a predicted model, not a curated record